Molecule: messenger RNA, 1206 nt
Organism: Phytomonas sp. Hart1
Lineage: Eukaryota; Euglenozoa; Kinetoplastea; Trypanosomatida; Trypanosomatidae
Source: the annotation of a GenBank genome assembly
GUCUGCCAUAGUCCCAAUCCUGCUCUAGCACCGCUGAUGAACAAACCUUUAGCUCUUGGGAUUGAAGGAAGUGCGAACAAAAUUGGUGUGGGUGUUGUGGAUGCUUGUGGACAGGUCCUCUCGAAUGUUCGUGAGACUUAUAUAACCCCCUCUGGAACCGGCUUCCUUCCGAGGGAAACAGCUAUCCACCACUCCAGACACAUUCUCAGGCUCGUGCAACGUGCGUUAGAUGACGCUCACGUGCGGUCUCUGGACAUUAGUGUGAUUUGCUACACCAAAGGUCCCGGGAUGGGCGCCCCGCUCUCCGUGUGCUGUACCGUUGCCAAGACCCUUUCCCUCCUGUGGGGGUGCCCAUUAAUUGGGGUCAAUCACUGCAUAGGCCAUAUUGAAAUGGGGCGUGUCGUCACGGGGAGUGUGAACCCGGUAAUUCUCUAUGUCAGUGGCGGGAAUACCCAAGUCAUCGCUUAUGCCGACCAUUACUAUCGCAUUUUUGGUGAGACGAUUGAUAUUGCCGUGGGGAACUGUUUGGAUCGUGUGGCACGGCUGUUGCAGCUUUCCAAUGACCCCGCACCUGGCUACAAUAUCGAGCAAAAAGCGAAGGGGGGAAAGAUUUUUAUCGAACUCCCUUACGUUGUGAAGGGUAUGGACAUGUCCUUUAGCGGGAUUCUCUCCUACGUGGAGCUUCUUUUACACCAUCCCCAAUUUGUCGAGAAACACCUCGCGGAGGCCUCGAUGUCAUCGGCACGAAAGCGUGGUCGGCACAUCCCAACAAUUCAGUUAGAAACAACCGAGAUGUUCAAUUCUGAGGACAUUUGUUUUUCAUUACAAGAGACCAUUUUCGCAAUGCUAGUUGAGGUGACUGAACGGGCCAUGUCGCAGCUCCAGUCACCCGAUAUACUGAUUGUCGGUGGUGUUGGAUGCAAUAUGCGUUUGCAGGAAAUGAUGCGACAAAUGGCCCAAGAACGGAAUGGCCGCUGCUUUGACAUGGACCAGCGCUAUUGUAUUGAUAAUGGGUGCAUGAUCGCCUACGCUGGGCUUUUGGAGUACUGCACUGGUGUUCGCACGGCUAUCCCGGAUGCCACAAUCACCCAAAGGUUUCGAACCGAUGCGGUGUACGUUGGAUGGCGUGACUAAGGGAGCAAUAGAAGGAGAUAAGUGUAGAUCACAGAUUGAACCUGCAGGCCUUUCUUCUUGUGAGAAUCCUUA